Engraulis encrasicolus (European anchovy) is the source of this 1946-nucleotide messenger RNA. RefSeq names its product serglycin (gene srgn). The record is from RefSeq and is a predicted model, not a curated record. The coding region runs from base 101 to 658 and encodes 185 amino acids. The transcript is spliced from 3 exons. Lineage: Eukaryota; Metazoa; Chordata; Actinopteri; Clupeiformes; Engraulidae.
GGCAGGGUCUUCGGGGGUAUUAUUGUACAGUGCAAAUGAUUUGACGGUAGAGAACGUACCAACUGGUCUGCCUGUUGUUCCUGCGCGAUAAGAGGAAUUUAUGAUGGCACAGAUAGGAAAAUGGGUGAUGUUGGCUGUUUUAUGCGUAAUUGGAGAAAGCGUCCUCGGAGCCCCUACUAAGGGCAGGUACAUGUGGCUGAGAUGUCGCCCAGAUGGCAAGAACUCCAAUUGCGUUCAAGAGAAGGGUCCCAUCAUUAACCUGGAUAAAUUCCCAGAUGCCCCCAAAAAACUUCCAGCCAGUGCUGCCCAAGAAAUACUGCCAAAACUGACUGGCGAGGAACCAGACGAGCAGUCGGGCGACAAUGCCGAGGCUGGAAAGCACAUUCCUGCCUUCGCUGACCGUGGCUCCGGAGAAGACCUACUGGUCAUGGACAGCCCAGCGCAUGCCGCCGACGCCUUCAUGAGGCAAGAGGAGGGCUCGGGAAUGGAGUUUGGAAGUGGCUACUAUGAUUACAACUAUGUCCCAGAACCCGAACCCGAAGCCGAACCCGACUACUAUCAGCCCCAUCCGGAAGCCGAGCCCGAGCCCGAGCCAGAGCCUUACCCCCACCCAGAGCACUACCCUCACUGGGACGAGUAUGAGAAUUACAUCCAAUAGCUGGCUUGAGAAAUAAAUGCAAGCCAGUUUUUGUUUUGUUUUUUUUUCUAUUGGUUUUUGUUUAACUUUUGUUUUUGUUUUGUUUUUUGUUUUGGUUAUACAUUUCACAAAACACACCCCUCAGGAGUAAAUGUCACAUAGGCUAGGUAUAAAUUGUUUCCAGCCAGAAGCCAGUUUGUUUAGUUUUGAUACCAGUUACCGUUAGCCUGUAAUUCACCGAUGUGCUUUUUAUGCCACACUGUGGGUUUGCAUAUAUUAUGCCCAAUGUACAGUACAUCUUUAUGUAUUUUUAGUCUCUCUGAGGCACUCAAAGCUGCCUUUUCAACUUUGGCUUUAUAUUUGCCCCCUUGCUUACGGCAAAAUGUUAUUGUAUUUAAUGACAAACAUGCACUUUCCAGCAAACCAAAAUUGUGAGAUUUUUAAUCAAUAAGUUCAUUAUUCAACUGUAUGCUUAAUAGUGGGUGAACAUCUUUUGCUUGCAGUUUUCAUGUCUGUAUUUUUAUUUUUUGUUGUUGUUUUAUUUUGUUUGGAGUUCCUUAUAAACUAAACCAUAAUUGAGUAUUUCAUAUUUACAAUUAAGUAUUGUUACUCACUGCUGUGUUGUUGGUAACAUGAAUGAGUUGAGAUAUUUUGUUUGAGAGAUAGAGCAGUAUAUGUUGAACAUUGUACAUUUUGAAGUAUCGCAGGUUAUCCCUGUCAAACUUAUUUGGAAGAAGAAAUCUAUGCAGCAAACGCAACUCUGUAAGAGAGCACUUUAAAGAUUCAUAUUUUUAUUGUGGUUUAGUUUGAUUCCACUGAGAGAUGUGAGAAAACGAAACGAUCUUGUGGUGAUGUCAAGAGAUGUUAUUUCCCAGUCUGGUUCAUAAAUUCUAAUAAACCACGACUUGUCAUGACAUGUCAUUUCACUGCCUAACACAGCAGGUCAUACUAAAUGCAUUGUGUCACAUUUACAGUAGGCCUACUUAAACAGUUAUAUCCCUAUUAUAACAUUUUUUUUAAAAAAAGUGAACGAGCAAAUUAUAAAAAGGCAAUGAUGUGAAAAGUGUUCCAAAUGUUGCACUUGGUCUGAAGUAUUGUGCUCUAGCCUGCUUUUCAGAUGUUUGCUUCUGGUCUGAAAUGAGUCUCAAAAUGGCCGUUUCCUGUCUGAGGCGUAAUCUGUCGUCAUUUAAAUAUUAUCUCCACUUAGCUUCCUGAAGCUUGUCAUGGAAAAAAGGCAAGCUGGCCUUAAGUGCGAAGCUGAGUUGAAAACAGAAACGACUGCAGCUUGCAAAGGGGCUUUUUUUUUAAA